CUCCCUUACACCCCCUCGCCUGCUUAUCGCGUGUCUCUGCCUUCCUGUGCUCUACUCUGAGCCUAAUCUUCCGUUCGCCCCUCUCCUCCGAGCCGUGAUCUUCUGCGAUGGACCCGGCUGAACGCAUACAAGCGGCCUCCAGCUUCUUGUUGCAAGCUCCCCCAGGCGAGAUCAACGACGUGCUUAAUGAUGUCAGAGCCGUCAUAUCAGACGACGAUUCCCUGCAAGACGGUGUCUUGCCAGCUCUUCGGGAGUAUAACCUCACGCAAUUCACGACGGUGGAUGUCCCAGGAGUAGAGCAUCAGACAAUCGUGAGCGAGAUCGCCAGGAUUUCCAGUGAAGAGGAAGGGGAGGAACGAUACUUGGAUCCAAGGUCUAAGACAUCAUUCCGGUUUGAUCAUCUGAGCUUGGAAGCCACGGACCCACAACCCACUGAAUCUGAUGAGGAGUCUGAGCCUCUGCGGGAAGCAUUGGAGAAGGCCACACAAUUGUACCUGAGCGCUCACUACCACGAUGGCGUCGCUGCCGUUUUCUCUCAUGCUGGGGAAAACCGGUUUACUAUCCAGGUUGUCGCGAACAAGUACAAUCCAAACAAUUACUGGUCUGGCCGGUGGAGAUCGCAGUAUGUGGUGAACUUCAACGAGAACAAGGUCGAAGGGUUCAUCCUUGUUCAUGUGCAUUAUUACGAGCAAGGAAAUGUUCAAUUGACCACCUCCCAUAAACUCUUCUUGACACUUCCGCAGACGGCUGUCACGUCAUCACCACAACAAACUGCCUCGAAGAUUCUUGCACAAAUCGAGUCCGAAGAAGGCAAAUAUCAGGUCUCGUUGAAUGACGCAUACCAGGAGAUGGGCGAGAAGACGUUCAAGGGACUGCGAAGAGCUCUUCCAAUGACACGGCAGAAGCUGGAUUGGGAUAAGGUGUUAGGAUACAAGCUUGGAGCGGAGUUGUCUGCCAGCAAGGGCGGUGGGUUUGGCAGUGCUAUAUGACCUAGGAUAUGACCGUACAUAUACGAGCCUUGUGCUGGUGCUCGAGUGAUAAUAGCACAGGUUAGUUUCGUAACAUGGUCCCAUAGAGAGCC
Molecule: messenger RNA, 1081 nt
Organism: Coniophora puteana RWD-64-598 SS2
Lineage: Eukaryota; Fungi; Basidiomycota; Agaricomycetes; Boletales; Coniophoraceae
Product: F-actin capping protein alpha subunit
Exons: 8
Coding region: 108-989 (293 amino acids)
Biological process (GO): barbed-end actin filament capping; actin cytoskeleton organization
Cellular component (GO): F-actin capping protein complex; actin cortical patch
Molecular function (GO): actin filament binding
Source: RefSeq, a predicted model, not a curated record